AUGCUCAAACAAAGGCAGUGCCCUAUAUCUAAAGAAUUACGAACACUUAUUUGAUUUUCAGUGGGAAAGAAUAAUAAAUGAACUCAUGAAAAAACAAACUUUUCUUGCAGAGGUACUCCUAGCAAUAGCACUGCCAAGAGAUAGGAUCGGAAACACAAAAGCAACGGAGGAUCUCAUUCCAGUUUUAGGGAUGGCUUAUGGGGCUUUGAUGAAGCAGAGAUAUUAUGCCCUAAAUGGUGUACAAAAGAUGAUUACUACUGCCUUAGCCAAUGAACAGACACAUAUGAAGAUGAGGCAUCACUACAGAUCAACAAGUUGUCAAAUAUACACAAGGUCUAUGACAGACUUCAACCCCUGGGAAUUACUAUCAGCCAUCAAGGUCUGCUGGAUACAAUGACACCAAUACCAGACAGUUUCAAUUCUAAACUCAUCGACAGUCUGAAACGAGAAAAAAAAUUGAAUAGUGGGAGACAAUAUUAAUAUUCAAAUGGGUGUUGCUCAAGUGAGACAAAGUGUAGGUAAAGUAAGUCAUAUGGAGCACUGGUUUGGCUCGGCGGCAAUUGCGCAAAACAUUUCCUUCACAGAUUUGAAUAAUGAUGGUCCACAAUGUGAUUUACGUCAGUUUCCAACAGAAAUGUUCAUAUUAAAUGAGAAAGACUGGCAAAACAUCACCUACAACUUCUCUAUUCUUUCGUCUAGAGUUCUGGUAAAUUUUUUUCCAUGGUUAAAGGUUGCCACUUCUUCUGUUAGUCAACCUAUUGCAGAUAUGCCUGAUGCUAUGAAAAUCAAAAACGACGUAAUACCUUUGCCAGUCAUGCACAAGAACGAACAGAAAUACUCGGAUGUUGUAGACAUUUUGGCAUCAUACCAAGACAUAUGUGAAAGUACGUACAUGGCUGCUGGAAAGGCUAUUGACAAAGUUUACAUAGGAGGUGACCAGUUGACUAGAGAAAGAUUUUCAGGGGCCAAAAGGUUGAGAGCUGCAGCCUUAACAGAAACAGAAAGAUUUGAAGCUUUGUAUCCUAUAACAUUUGAAGUUUUUCACCUACAGAUGGCUGUCCUUACACUAUAUUAUCAGAUGCUAUAUGACGAGUAUCACACUGAUAUUUUUACCCUCCACUGUCAGCGGAUAAGAUUGCUUAGAAAAGAUGCUAAUGGACAAGAUGUAAAAAAUCAUUAUGACAGUUGUAAAGAACUAGCCAUAUCUGUAAUCAAAGCAUAUAUAGUUCUGGCUACAUGUGAACAGUUUGAAAUGCCUAACUUAAACUUCAAACCUGACUUUGUCCCAGAGUUAGAUACCAUGACAGAUGAACAAAAGAAAGAGUGGUUGAUAUCUAAAGCAUCACCUAUUGUAUGUCAAGUCACAUCUACAAGCAGAAAUGUAACUGAUGGAACCUUAGUUGAAGAUGCCUCCCCUUAUAUAAUAUACAACUACAGUAACAUACUAGUUGAGUUAUGUCUGGUGUUUCUGGAACUGUGUGAUAUUGUAAAAAAUCCUAACAGAAAAAGAUUCAAAACUAGUAUGAAGUAUUUAAUGAUUGUAAUGAAAGGACAUGACAACAAGUCCAAAUGCGCCUUAGAAAUCUUACGCUUACUAUGCCAACAAUUUGCUUUGCUUAGUGAAAGGGCUGCUAAUAAAGCAGUGUAUGGGUUAUUUGUUAACACAGGAAAGACAAUAAUCCCAGUAGACCUACAAAUGGAACACCUUGUAAAAUUGACCAAAGGACACCUGCGGACAAUGUGUUCAAAUGUAACUGAUGCAUCUCUGGUGAAACGUAGUAGUACUUUUUGGUAUGGAUGAGAUAAGUGCAGUGUUUGACAAGGAAACAUCUGUAUUGACUCGUGCACAUAAACAUAAAAGAAUUUCCUCAAAGGAUGAUGAAACUAGAAUUAUCUGUGACUUGAGCUCAAUAAAACCAUUCACUAAAGUUCCAGGUAGACAAGCCACGUUCUUCAAAAAACAACCAAGGAAUCCCCUCACCAAGUUGAAUGCAAUUGACUUUAUAAAUUUGAUAAGAUUUCAUCAGCACAAAUUCUACUUUGAACUAAGUCAAGUAGUUAUGUCGGUAAAAUACCUUAAAGAGACAGUUGUGUAAAUUU
Molecule: messenger RNA, 2100 nt
Organism: Mercenaria mercenaria
Lineage: Eukaryota; Metazoa; Mollusca; Bivalvia; Venerida; Veneridae
Exons: 3
Coding region: 488-1801 (437 amino acids)
Source: RefSeq, a predicted model, not a curated record